This is a messenger RNA of Saccoglossus kowalevskii, 1558 nucleotides long. Its product is annotated as tubulin beta-4B chain-like. Lineage: Eukaryota; Metazoa; Hemichordata; Enteropneusta; Harrimaniidae. The record is from RefSeq and is a predicted model, not a curated record. Gene Ontology annotation, molecular function: GTPase activity; structural constituent of cytoskeleton; GTP binding. Gene Ontology annotation, cellular component: microtubule. Gene Ontology annotation, biological process: microtubule-based process.
CUUGUGGGCACCAGAGCAACGCACAACUCCGACUGAAACAUCAAGUUAGCUAGACUGACAUUAGUACAACACCGUUCAAUAUGCGUGAAAUCGUCCACGUUCAAGCUGGCCAGUGCGGUAACCAAAUCGGCGCAAAGUUCUGGGAAGUAAUUUCCGACGAACAUGGCAUUGACCCCACCGGCACCUACCACGGUGAUUCCGACUUGCAGCUGGAGAGAAUCAACGUGUAUUACAAUGAGGCUACUGGUGGCAAAUAUGUUCCCCGUGCUAUCUUGGUCGAUUUGGAGCCCGGUACCAUGGACUCUGUGAGAUCAGGGCCCUUCGGACAAAUCUUUAGACCAGACAAUUUUGUUUUCGGCCAAAGUGGAGCUGGUAACAACUGGGCGAAAGGCCACUACACCGAAGGUGCCGAGCUUGUCGAUUCAGUCCUCGAUGUUGUCCGCAAAGAAUCGGAGAGCUGCGACUGUCUGCAGGGAUUCCAACUUACACACUCCCUUGGUGGUGGCACUGGCUCUGGUAUGGGUACACUCCUCAUCAGCAAGAUCCGUGAAGAAUAUCCAGAUCGCAUCAUGAACACAUUCAGUGUUGUACCAUCACCAAAAGUAUCGGACACUGUUGUUGAACCAUACAACGCCACCCUUUCAGUCCAUCAGCUUGUUGAGAACACCGAUGAAACCUUCUGUAUUGACAAUGAAGCUCUAUACGACAUUUGUUUCCGUACCCUGAAAUUGACCACGCCUACCUAUGGUGACUUGAACCAUUUGGUAUCUGCAACCAUGAGUGGCGUUACUACGUGUCUACGAUUCCCUGGUCAGUUGAAUGCCGAUCUCCGUAAAUUAGCUGUCAAUAUGGUACCAUUCCCACGUCUGCACUUCUUCAUGCCUGGUUUUGCUCCAUUGACCAGCCGUGGGAGCCAACAAUACCGUGCACUCACCGUACCAGAGUUAACCCAACAAAUGUUCGAUGCCAAGAACAUGAUGGCUGCCUGUGAUCCACGUCAUGGUCGUUAUCUGACAGUAGCUGCAAUCUUCCGUGGUCGCAUGUCCAUGAAAGAAGUUGACGAGCAGAUGUUGAAUGUGCAGAACAAGAACAGCAGCUACUUCGUCGAAUGGAUCCCCAACAACAUAAAAAGUGCCGUCUGUGACAUUCCACCGCGUGGUCUUAAGAUGUCCGGUACCUUCAUCGGCAACAGCACCGCCAUCCAAGAGCUCUUCAAACGCAUCUCUGAGCAAUUCACUUCUAUGUUCCGUCGUAAAGCUUUUUUGCAUUGGUACACCGGUGAAGGUAUGGAUGAAAUGGAAUUCACUGAAGCAGAGUCCAACAUGAAUGACUUGGUAUCUGAAUACCAACAAUACCAAGAUGCAACAGCCGAAGAGGAGGGCGAAUUUGACGAAGAAGAGGGAGAGGCUGAAGAGGAAAAUUAAUUAUAGAAUUCCCGAAUUGUAAAUUUACAAUAAUUUAUUAAUAUAAUUAUAUCAUGUUCAAACUAUUUGUUUAUAAUUAACUAUUUUUGUAACGAUCACUCAAUUGAAGAAUAAAACUAAGGCAUAUGAAACAA